Messenger RNA from Sorghum bicolor (sorghum), 1600 nucleotides. RefSeq lists its product as uncharacterized. The record is from RefSeq and is a predicted model, not a curated record. Lineage: Eukaryota; Viridiplantae; Streptophyta; Magnoliopsida; Poales; Poaceae. The transcript is spliced from 2 exons. Gene Ontology annotation, molecular function: transcription coactivator activity. Gene Ontology annotation, cellular component: SAGA complex. Bases 339 to 1313 code for a protein of 324 amino acids. Gene Ontology annotation, biological process: regulation of transcription by RNA polymerase II.
UAGCGUCACCCACACCACUGUUCGUCGUCCCCAAACCAAUAAUUUGCGGAAAAACUCCAAUUGCGGCGGGCAAAAAAAAAAGGAGAAAAAAAAUAUUUCUCCGAUUUUUCACCCCCAAUUCUCACUCGCCGCCGCCGCCGCCGGCCCGAUCUCGCCGGAACCCUAGUCGAGGUGGGGGGCAGCUUCGGGCCGUGCUCGGGAGCUCGCUUCUCGGCCGCCGCGGGUCGCUGGAGCCCGUGGGCGUCGUCGUCGUCGUCUAGGGUUUGCUCUUCCCGGAGCUGCGCGGCCAGAUCGUCCGGCCGGCGGGGCUGCAUUUUGUGCCGCCGCCCGCCGCCGAGAUGCAGCCGCCGUCGAAGAAGUUCGCUCGCGUCGACACGCUCGAGCUCAAGGCGCGGAUCGUCAAGCGGCUGGGCCCGCAGCGCGCCGAGCUCUACUUCCGCGGCCUCAAGAAGUUCCUGGGCUGUCAGCUCGGCAGGGAUGAGUUUGAAAAGAUCUGUGUUGCUGCAUUGGGGAAGGAGAACAUCAAGCUCCACAAUUUCCUCAUCCAGUCCAUCCUCAGCAACGCGUGUAUGUCGAAUGGGCCGCCGCCGAGCAUGCAGGCAGCUACAGGGAACUCGCAGACGAGCACGGUGUCCAAUGGGACACUCAACAAUGGCUUACUGCCGGUCAGGAGAGUGAGGCCCCUGACGAAGAGGUUUGGUGAUAAGCCGAGCCCGAUUGGGAAGUCUCCUCUUGGUCAUCCGGGGACUGGGGGGGAGUUUGUGUCAGCUGGUAGCAAGGCUUUGCAGGAGGUUAUCUCUGUGGAGGAUGGCGAGGAGGUCGACCAGGCCCGUGGUAGCCCAGUCUGUGUGCAGAGCCGAAGCCCGAUCAGGCCCCCACUGGGUGUUCUAAAGGUUCAGAAUUCCGAGCCUUCGACAUCUUGCGCUUUGGAUGUGUGCUACAAUAAUGGUGAACUGCCAGAUUCUCAGUUGCUGUCCAAGCUACUUGACGAUAAGUUGAAGGCUCAAGGUCUCAGUGUGCCCAAAGAGUGUGCUGAUGUGUUGAACUCUGGGUUGAAUGCAUACAUGAGUCAGAUGCUGAAGGCCUGUCUAGGUGUUGCGAAGGCAAGGGGAAUCAACAGGAUGAUGCGCCAACCAAAUGGCCGCACUGCUGCUUCAGUAAAUAGUGGGCAGAACAAUGGCUUUCCUUUGGAAUCAAGCUGUUGUUACCAAGCUUCGUUGCUUGAUCUUUCGACAGCAGUGCUAUCAAAUGCUCGGUUAGUGCCGUGCGUGGAGAUUCGUGAGAAGAUUUCUUCCCAUCUCCACAACAGAUAAGAGAGCAGCUAGUUUCCUCCACAUUUUUAGCAAACCUGAUGGUGGAGUUGAUCAAGUGUAGGCAGUACUUUGUAGUGCCAUUGAUCCUGCUGUAGAAACUACAGGUAGUUAGGUUGAGGUAAAGUGGAGUUUGACUGUAGGACUGGGUAGUGUACCCAUGGCUGGUGAGGAUGAUACUUCUUAGGAUGCAGUACAUGAUAGUGAGCUUUAUUUAGCUGUGAUUAUUCACAAAAAUAAUUAUAAUAAAAGGUUCUGGAAUGUGUUGUGGCUUUUUUUUUCACACAGUA